AUGAAGGUUGCAGUGUUGGACUUGGGGUCUCUCUUUGCCAAAAUCUUCAAAGCUUCGGUGCAGCCGCCGGCAGUCGCCUCGCCCGCAGCUACUGCCUCCUCUAGCAGCUCCUCCGCUGUGGCUGCUACUGGACCGGUGGGCUCUAGCUUGGGCAGUGCAGGCAGCACCUCCAGCACCGGCCUUGGGGCCGCUCAGACUGUCACUCUCUUCCCCACGGUGGCCCCCAGAUCCCCAGCCACUCCUAGGAUACCCUCGGUACCGCUCCCUUCCUCCACCACCCUUCACCCUCUCCUAACCGCCUCCUAUCCCAGAGUUUCCGCUGUAAGAAAAAUAGCAGAAACAGCGGGAUCCCCACUGUCCUUGCCAAGUAGCCCCAGGACAGCAAAACUCCAACCCCUUGCUCAGCCCUUGCCCUUACCCCUGCCUCAUUCCUUGUCCCAAUCUCAACCCCUGCUUUCAUCCCAAUGUCAGCCUUCAUUCCAGUCCCACUCCCAGACUCUGCUUCAACCCCUUUCACAGCCCUCUUCCCAACCUCAUCUUCAGCUCUUAACCCACCACCAGCCUCAGCAGCAGCCCCUUCCCCAACUUCCACCUCAACCUCAUCUUCAACCUCUGCCCCAGCUCCAGCCUCAGUCCUUCUCCCAACCCCAACCUCAGCUCCUGACCCAGCCCCUUCCUUUUUCCCAUCCUCAGUCUCAGCUCCAGCCUCUUGCUCAGGUCCCCUCCGAGGUUCAGCUCCAAGUCCUUACCCAUCCUCAGCCUCAGCUCCAGCCCCUGACCCAGCCCCAGCCGCAGUUUCUCCCCCAGCCCUUGCCUCUUCCCCUUCUCCACUCUCCAGUGCAGGCCCUCAACCGCAGUGGGACUAACUCCCCUGCUCUUCCUCUUCCCCUGGCCCUAUGGCGGCCUCCCCCCGGCCCUGGAGGAGUCGGAGUGGUCUUGCAACCCAUUACUGGCCCGGGGAGUAACAGCAGCGGCUUAGCGGCGAGCCCGGCUAGCUCUCCGCACCAUCCCGGCCCGGGAGAGCAAGAGCCAGGUUCCUGGAUAGGAUCCGGCCCGGGCACUAAGACUCUCUUCUUCACUCUCCCUGACAUCGGCGAGGAGUGGGGGACGGACAUUGAAUCAGAGGAAGAUGGUAGCAGUGAAACGCGAGGCUCCUUGCUUUUGCCCCAGAGGGAAAGUCGGGCGGAUGUUUUCAUCAGCUCGAACGUCCCUGGAAGGCGGCUGCCGCUAGCUUUGGGAGCUCUGGGGGGAGUGUGGAAGCCAGUGGCCGGGCGAGGGAGAGGUCAGCCCUCCCCAGCCCAGCUGGGAUUGGGGGCAGAGGAGUCUGGGGAAUGUGGCGAGGCUGCUCAGGGAAAAUCCAGGAAGAGCAUUCGGGUCACUAGCUGGCGGCGAGCAGACUGCAGACUGGAAAAAGGGGCGGGGGGCGAGGAGCCCGGAAGCCCUCUACUCCAGGGGGCUCGGGGCCCCGCUGCCUGCUUCAUGCAUGGGGGCCGUGGGGGCUGGCAUUGCUCCCGGACCCUGCAACCCCUCAGUGGGCGGCAGGUUCGGGACCCCAAGGGCGGCGGCAGCAGCAACUGGAGCAGGAGCAAACAGGGGCUGAUUGUCAUUGGCCUUCAAAAGCUUCGUAGCCUUCUCUGCUUCUGGAUGAAGCAGGAUGAGAUAGCUUUAGAAGAAUUUACAUUUAUCAUGGCUAAUAGUGCCUUUAUAGAGCACUUACAGGAGUUUGACAGAGCUACAACACAAAAAGUUCAGCAAUUAUUCCUAGAAGUGGAUGAAAUGCUUUUUGAAGGGAAAAUCAGCCCUCGUUGCCAGAAUCUUCAGGCAGAAUGUGAGGAGUGGACUAGAAGGUCACUUCAUCUCAGGGUUCUAGGAAAACAGCUUAUAUUUCCGACAGAUGAAGGUUUUCAACAUUUCCCAAGCCAUACUGCUAAUUCUGUUUGUACCAAGACCUCACUUGAUCUCUGUGAAAGCAAUAACAGUCUCAAAGAGCUGUGCCUCUCAGGUUCCAAACUUGUCCCAGCAGAUUACACCCAGAUUUCUUCUGUUAUUCCUGACAUUCAUGCAUCAUUCCUAGAAGAAGAGAUCUAUGCUGUGGAUGGAAAAAUUGAAGAGUAUUUUGCUUUUGACAAAGAACUUGAUGAUGAAAGUGUGGAACCCAAGACAGCUAAAGAAGGUCAACAAAGGAAUAAACAUGGCCUCCCUCCUAUUUCCCCUGAGCUCUGCAUCAAAGAUGCAGUGACAGCUGAAGCAUUUGAUCGAAGCUGGAGAAAUGUAGUUGGAAUCUUGGAAGAUCUUCUUAAAAAGACUUGGAAAACUUCCCUUGAAGAAAGAAGUAAACAGAGAAGACAUUUUGAGACAACUAGAAAUAAACCAGCAAAACCAUCCAGUUACCGUAUUCCACCCAAUCCAUUGAGUAUUCCCCCUUCCAGAGGUUCUGAGACCCACUGCGUAUCUUCAGCUUCUCUUCUAGGUCCACCUCAGAGCCAUCGCUUCUCCAGUAGUUUGCACGGUGAUUUAAAUGGUGUGAUGACAAUUCAAGCAAAGCCUCUUCAACAGAGAUACCCGAAUCUUCCAGACAAGACACUGCACAAUCAAGAAGACAGGUUACUAGGUACAGGGUCCAGUGUUUCUGCCUCAGUCUGGAAUCGGUUGGGAAUCUCAGAUGCUCCAUCCUCAUCCUGGACACCACAUCUGCCUGUAAGGAAGGCACCUGCUCACAGGAGGUUGCCAUCUCUUUCUUCAGAACUGCAUCAAUCAAAAAUCUCCAGUGUGCAUGGUGAUAAAGCUCUCAGGGGCAAUAAGCUGCAAAUUGGCUCAGACUGCUUGUCCUCUCCAUCCAUCCAAGUGCCUCGAAAUAAGUUACCACCCAUAGGCUCAGAGACUGGGGAGCAGAAUGUUCCUACUCCUGGAUCUCGCCAAGCUUUUCACAGAGGAAGAUAUCCCUUAAACCAAGUGUUAAGCACUAUUCCUGGCAAUAUUGAAAGACCACCUCUUCAGGAAAGGACUGUUAUCUCAGAGCAAUUUUCAAGGCCUAGUACCACUCACACCUUCAGGUCUGAUACUCCUUAUAAAGGGUCACUGACACCAAUGGAAUUUGUAAACCAUACAUGGACAGAUCAAGAUUUUAUAACAAGUUCACAGCAUCUACAUAAAUCUUAUCAAAGAAAUACCUCAACUUCAAAAAGGAGAUUUCCAAUGGCUUCCUGAUACAACUUGGCCCAUCAGUCAUUGUAUUCAGUGAAAUCUGCCUAGUGUCAAUUUAAUCUUUAUCACAUGAGGUAUAACAGCAAGUAUUAUGCUAUUCUGAUGUGUCCUUUUUUCUUAUGGUCAUGGAAACAAGAGUCCUGGAGAAAAUACCAUCAUAAUAAAUAUGUCCAUUUUCACCUGGAA
Molecule: messenger RNA, 3390 nt
Organism: Gracilinanus agilis (Agile Gracile Mouse Opossum)
Lineage: Eukaryota; Metazoa; Chordata; Mammalia; Didelphimorphia; Didelphidae
Gene: FAM149A
Product: family with sequence similarity 149 member A
Exons: 15
Coding region: 1-3207 (1068 amino acids)
Source: RefSeq, a predicted model, not a curated record